Molecule: messenger RNA, 2385 nt
Organism: Vombatus ursinus (common wombat)
Lineage: Eukaryota; Metazoa; Chordata; Mammalia; Diprotodontia; Vombatidae
Gene: DOLK
Product: dolichol kinase
Exons: 2
Coding region: 352-1938 (528 amino acids)
Biological process (GO): dolichyl monophosphate biosynthetic process
Cellular component (GO): endoplasmic reticulum membrane
Molecular function (GO): dolichol kinase activity
Source: RefSeq, a predicted model, not a curated record
UCUUUUGGCACGGCGUCUGUCACGUGACCUUCAGGGCUCAAGAUGGCGGCUCCCAGGGAGGUGAAAACUCUCGUUUGAGGACAGGAAGACCAAGUGGCUGAGGGACAGACGGUGCUGGACCUGCAUCUCUGAAAAGGAGGUGAGAAAAGGAGAGGUGUGUCGGCUUCAGGGCUGCCUUCGGCGAGGUCGCGCCCCACCAUCCUCUCUCACUGCCUCCCCGCGUCCUGAGUGUGGAUGGAGAGUGAACAGUUCCAAGAGAGAGGGUUCCUCCCACCUUUUCAUCCAUGAUCCAAAUCCCCACCCUUGUGGAAGGGAAACAUAGCAGCGCUGGUCCAACCUGAGAGUAGUCGAAUGGCUGCAGCCAUGACAAGCAAGGCCAUGCUGGGGGAAGCCGCCAUUGUGUUUAUAGUGGUGCUGAGCAUCCAUGCCUCAGUAUGGGACCGCUAUUCCUGGUGUGCUGUGGCCCUAGCUGUUCAGGCCUUCUAUGUCCAGUACAAGUGGGACAGGCUACUCCAGCAGGGGGCUGCAGUUUUUCAAUUCAGGACCACAGCUAACAGCGGACUCCUGCCUGCCUCCAUGGUCAUCCCUUUGCUGGGGGUGGUGAUGAAGAAGCGCUGUGAAGGCGUAGGAAAUGUGUACUUUGAGCGCUUUGGCGUUGUGGUGGCAGCCACAGGCAUGGCAUUGGCACUUUUCCUGUCCGUAUUGGCCCUGGGCAUCACCAGACCAGUGCCCACCAACACCUGUGUCAUUUCUGGUCUGGCUGGAAGUGUCAUCAUCUACAUCAUGAAACACUCACUGAGUGUGGCAGAGGUGAUUGAGGUCCUUGAGGUCCUGCUGAUCUUUGUCUACCUCAACAUGAUCCUGCUGUACCUGCUACCCCGAUGCUUUACCCCAGGAGAGGCAUUGCUCAUCCUAGGGGGCAUCAGCUUUGUCCUCAACCAGCUCAUUAAGCGGUCCCUAAAUGUUAUUCAAGGCCGGGGAGACCCAGUAGACUUCUUUCUCCUGGUGGUGGUAGUAGGGAUGGUUAUCAUGGGUAUCUUCUUCACCAUGUUCUUUGUCUUCAUGGACUCUGGAAACUGGACAUCUUCUCUUUUCUUCCAUUUAAUGACAGGUGUUCUGGGCCUUGGUGUCAUCAUGCCAUGGUUAUACCACCUAAUCCGGGAGAACCCCUUGCUCUGGCUUUUCCAAUUCCUAUUCCAGUCAGAAACUCGUAUCUACCUCCUCAUCUACUGGUCCCUGCUGGCUGCUUCAGCCUGCCUAAUUGUAAUGUACCAAAAUGCUAAGAGAUUGUCUUCUGAGUCAAAGAAGCAUCAGGCCUCCACAAUUACCCGGAAGUAUUUCCACUUUAUCAUAGUGGCUACUUAUAUACCAGGACUCAUAUUUGACCGACUCCUGCUAUAUGUUGCAGCUGUGAUCUGCCUGGCUGUCUUUAUCUUCCUUGAGUAUAUUCGCUUCUUCCGAAUUAAGCCCCUGGGCCAGACUCUAAGGAACCUGCUUUCCCUCUUCCUUGACGAAAGGGACAGUGGCCCCCUCAUCCUGACUCACAUUUACCUGCUGCUGGGCAUGUCUCUCCCUGUCUGGCUAUUCCCAAGACCUUGUGCCCCAAAGGGUAGCCUGGGAGGGGUUGGGGCUCUGGUCCCUUAUGCAGGAGUGCUGGCUGUGGGGGUAGGUGACACCAUUGCUGCCAUUUUUGGCAGUACAGUGGGAGAGAUCCAUUGGCCAGGAACUCUAAAGACUUUUGAGGGGACAAUGACUUCCAUAUUUGCUCAAAUCAUUUCUGUGGCUUUGAUCUUAAUCUUUGAUAGUAGGGUGGACCUUAACUCCAGCUAUGCUUGGAUUUUGGGGUCUAUCAGCAUAGUCUCCCUCCUGGAAGCCUACACAACCCAAAUAGACAAUCUUAUUUUACCUCUGUACCUCCAGAUUCUGCUAAUGGCUUAGCCUUCAUGCAAAGAUCAUGUUGGGAGGAAGUGAGUUGAAGGGAAGCAUAUGGUCCAUAGUCAGCAAUUAGCUAUUUGGGUAUGAUGGGUCAGGUGGUGAAAAGCUGAUUCACUUUUGCAGUGAAUUAAGAUUUAAAAUAAAAUCAAAGCUGCUCUUGCAGCUCUGUUGAUUUGAAAAUAAGGUAACAUUUCAGAUGAAGGAAUUGGAAGGACAUACCAGUGAGUUUCCAGUGGAAGUGCAUUAUUUUUUUUAACAUUUAUUUUUUAUUUUAUUUUUCUCAAUCACAUGGAAACACAUUCUUUGCAGCAAUGGGGCCCAUUCAGAGAGCUGAAAAAGUUUUUGUGAGAGAAAUAAAAAACUCAGCCUUGAAAAAUAGCUUCUCAUCUUGAAUAAUGUAUACCUAAUAAUUUACAGAACUGUGCAAACUGGAUUUUGCUUACUGGACUU